Molecule: messenger RNA, 1674 nt
Organism: Notolabrus celidotus (New Zealand spotty)
Lineage: Eukaryota; Metazoa; Chordata; Actinopteri; Labriformes; Labridae
Exons: 10
Coding region: 268-1344 (358 amino acids)
Source: RefSeq, a predicted model, not a curated record
CGCUUCUGGCACUUCUGAUUGGCUCAGUACUUAACCAAGCCCAAAAAGGCCCAAAUAUUUUGUUUAAAAGCUGUGAGCAAGUCCUUACAAUAGUCACUACCUAAAUCAACACAGCAACCUAUUGGCCCUUUUUAAAGCUGGAGAGGAUUCGUUUCUCGAAGACAAGCAGAUCUUGAGGAUUUACAGAAGUAUCCAGGCUUUGACUCUGAAGACCCAUCAGGAUAUUUUAUAUAUCUAUCAUCAUCCUUUUUUUCUUUUAUUUUCAAGAUGCCGCGUUUGAAGAAUCACCGAGCUUCCGCGGCAGCAAAGAGGAGAAUGGCGAAGCUACGUGCCAUGGCCUCAGAGCAGAAACUUCACAGCAUUGCCAGCCCAGCUCACUUUGGUACAGGUCACUGCCAGAGAGCGGGGAAAUGGCCAAUGUCUUUAUUGACUGGAAAAGCCCACAAGAUUGUUAUUCCAGCUGAGUCUCCAGCCAAGAAGUUUGUGCUGCUUAUUGGAGAUUCCCAUCUUCGAAGCUUGGCUGAUGGCUUCGUGAAGAUGCCUGGCGAAAUGAUUUCGUUUGGAUUCAUGUCGACUCAAGGGGCUGCUGCAGAAGAGCUGAGGAUUGAGUUGAUGAAUGCUGCAGUUCCUCGGACACCUGAAGUUGUGUGUCUUCUUGCCCCCAGCAACAACCUGACCGCCUCGAGAACCAUUGAUGAAGCUGGUGCGGCUUUUGCCAAUCUACUAUCCAGUGCCUGCAGCCGAUGGUCAAAUGUUGUGGUAGUGGAUUUCCCUCCACGACUCAGCAUGGAUGAGACUUUGCAGGAGUCUCUGCGUCAGAAGUACCAAUGCACAGCAGCUCGUAUGGGUGUGAAAUACUGGUCCAAUGUGGACCGCUUCCCUUUGGACCUUCCUGAACUAUGGGCCAGAGAUGGUAUCUGCCUGUCUGAUUCAGUGGGAAUGCAUAUCCUUGCACAGUUACUGUGGACUGCUGCCUCCAAGGAGCUGAUGAGAGUAACACAGGCUCCCAAGAGACAUACACCACUGCACGACGAGACCAUACUGCAAACACCACCAUAUUCCUUCAGGCGGAAAGUUGUUAGAGAGGGCAGAAAGGCGUUUUUGAAGGAGUGCUACAUCCUGUUGACACCACUCAAGUUUAGUCCAUACCUGCUGUUGGAUCGAUCACAUCUCUCCAAGCAAAAAGAAUUCACUGAUGCUCCCAAAGGCUUAGAGGUUAUUACAGACAAUCUUGGCAACAUUUAUGAAGUGGAAGAGAUUAAGACUGAGCCUCAUGAUGAAGUCUUCCAGCCUGUGGAGGAGGAGGUAGAAGCCAGGAGAGGAAGGGGACAUGGCCUGAGUUAAAAGCAACUCAGGUUGUUCGAUCAACUGGACACUCACGGACAUGGACUCUACUCUGUUGGAAGACCUAGGGUUUUGACCUUUCUGAGGAGGAUCCACAGUGGGACCAAGAGGGGUGGGUGAUCAGGACGGGACAUAAAAAGGACAUAUACAAAGCCCUCUCUGCCAGUGAUAAAAGACUCAGAGUAAGCAGAACCUGAAGGAUCCAGAAAGGCUUCAAGGGAGGAGGAUGAUGAAGAAGAUGAGAGAGGCAGUGAAAAACUCAAAACAAUAAUGUGAGUUUGCUGCGAACGCUUACAUUUGUUACUGAAAUAAAGAGGGACUUUAUCUCCA